AUGAAAGAGAAAAUUUUUACUGACAAAAAAAACCUUGUAAAUCUUACAGAUUGUAUUUUGCGAGUUAACUCAGCCGAUCCAACCGUGACACACCUAAUCCGCCCAACCCAAACCCACACAAGCUAAUAUGGGAGAUAACCUUAGGCUUCGAACUUCGAAGUUAACAUUGUAGUGGAGGGGUAAGUUGUUAAAUGGUAACUUGGUAAAGCCCACCAACCACCCAACCUUAAUAAAGCCUUGCAUUGCUAGAUUCAAAUGUAGGAGCGAAUCCCGUGGUGGAAGUAAGUAGGAAAAGCCAACUCUACAAGGUGAAGGCUAGAAGCCUAGAACUAGAUAAUCAAUAAUCAUACUAGGGAGUAGAGAGAGAGAUGGCCGGUUAAGUAGCUCCCAAGGUGUCACCAUGUGAUGUUCCCCAUAUUCUAAAACCGCCACUUUUAAUUAAUUAGCAUCACUUGUUAGGGUAUCUCUAGACCACCUUAGUUUUCUUUAAUCUCACCGCCCACACCCUUAAUCACAACAUUACUACUUCCCCCCACCCCCAACUUAAGAGAUGAACAAAAACAUAAGAGAGAGAGAAAAAAUUGAGGAUCAAAAUUUUAUUUGAUUUAUUUUCAAUUUUAGCCCUCGUAUGAAGUUGUGUAUUAGUUUCCAGUCCGAUUGUUGAAAAUUUGGUCGAAAUCAGUGGUGAUUGGACUCUGAUCCUUACUUAGUCGUUCUUGAUGAUUCGAAGGUUACAAAAGCUUAAAAUGUAGGCUUACAAACAACCGGUAAUAAAUUCACUUGAUUUUUCUAUUCUCAUGAUGUUGCGUUGUUUUGAGGGUUAAUCAUCAUAUGCGCAGUCGAGGGUCGAAAUAUGAAUGUACAAUAUACAGACAGGUUAGUAAGGAAAUGUAGAAUAGACACAUGUACGUUGCCCUAUUAACAAAUUUUAAUAAAAUGAUUGCAUACAAAUUAACAAUGGCAGAUCCAAAAAUCUUAGUGAAGAACGCCCGUAGAGAUGAAGCUCGGGCUCAGCGUACUUGAAUCAUGAUAAUCUUGUAGGUGGCAAUGUCUUAUGGACUAUUCUAUUCCACAAAUUCAUAGAUAGUUAAUUUUACAUGUAUAUUAACUCUAGUUUAGAAGUUUAUCCUUGUCAUAACGUGAUGAGUGUGAUACUUUCGUCAUACCCUAACAUAAAGAUAAGUUCACUAUGUGUAAAACCAAGGUAGUAUGGGUACUAGAGAGUUUUUUUUUUUUUUUUUUUUUUUGAAAAAUAGGGUACUAGAGAGUCAUUAGUCACUUUUAUGUACUUUAAAUCCUCAAUAAAGGGUUUUUAUUUUUUUCAUUAUAAUAUUAUGAUCAAUAAAGGCACUCUCUGUCUCUCUUGUCUCUCAUCUCUUUCAUUUUAUUUUAAAAAUUUCCCCCUCUAUUUGCUUUAUAUACUUCCAAAGUCCAAUGCACCCAGCUCUCCUCUCCAAACCCCACUUCUCACUUCUUCCCACUCUACUCUCCAAAAACACCCAUCCCCUCCUUCCUUCCUUCCUUCACCUCAAUCAAAAUAUUUCCCAGAAAAGAAAAAAAAAUUACUGAAAUGGUUUCUCUGGAAACAGUCCAACCAGUAACGAACAGAUCCACCGCCAUGGAUAAUCAAACGACAUCAAGCCCCAGAAUCUCAUUCUCCGCCGAGUUCCUCGACGAGAACAAUUUCAUCUCCAUCAGCCCCAACCACCACCACCGCCCCAACAACGAAUCAGAAAAUCAGAAGCCUCCGCUAUCGCCGUCUCCAAUUCGAACCGCCGCCUCCGCCGCCGCGGAUCUUCAAUUCGAGUUCCUAUCCAACAGCGGGCCGACGGCGGGGCACUCCAAGAUGCUGACGGCAGACGAGCUCUUCUUCGAAGGCAAGCUCCUCCCGUUCUGGCAAAUGCAGCAGUCGGAGAGGCUCAACAAAAUCAGCCUCAAAUGCCACGAGGACGCCGAGAAUCCGGCGGUGGCGAGGGCGGGCAAGGAGGACGCGCCGCCGACCCCGACGGCGACGAGGGCGGUGAACUGGUUCGUGGACGACGAUCCGUCGCCGCGGCCGCCGAAAUGCACGGUCCUGUGGAAGGAGCUGCUGAGGCUGAAGAAGCAGAGGCCGGCGUCAUCGCUCUCGCCUUCUUCGUCUUCCUCCUCCACUUCGUCGUCUUCCAGCUCGCUCGCCGACGCCGCCGUCGCGGCGGCCGAGGAGAAGAAGGAAGGCAAGAGCGGUCGUUCUGAUUGUAAUAACAAAAAAAUUAGCAGCAAAGAGGGGAGUAAUAAUAACAAUCAGGUGAAGAGGGCGGCGAAGAAAGGGCUGGAGAGGACGAGAUCGGCGAGCAUUCGGAUUCGGCCGAUGAUUAAUGUCCCGAUUUGCAGCCAGAUGAAGAGCACGGCUCACAGCAGCGCAUUGCCGCCAUUCUUCCCGAUUAAGAAGAACAGAGUAGUAGAGAGAUGAAUGCAGAGAGAGAGAGAGAGAGAGAGAGCAAGAGAAAUUUCAAAUUUGUGUAUGGAUGGUUGGUUAUUGUAGGAUUUUGGUUUUGUCCAAUAAUUUUUAGUUUUUCUUCUCUUUUGGGGGAGUUUGAUCCAAAUUUGUUUCUAUUUUGUCAAUUUUAUGUGUUUGUGGUGGUUGAAGCUAUAGAGUAAUGUUUGAUGUGGAUCUGAGUGUGGGAUUAAUAUAAUAUAAUGUAAAUUGCUGACAUUUUACUGCAAAAUGUUGCCAUAGCAAGUUGUUUAUUAGACUAACGUUGUUGGAUCGUGCUCUUUUUUAAAUCAAUCGCUUGUUAAGUGUGGUUUCGAUGUAUAGAAAAAUUGUCAUCGAAUGUAAAUGAAUCAUUCAUAUCAUU
Molecule: messenger RNA, 2837 nt
Organism: Linum trigynum
Lineage: Eukaryota; Viridiplantae; Streptophyta; Magnoliopsida; Malpighiales; Linaceae
Source: the annotation of a GenBank genome assembly